Molecule: messenger RNA, 1309 nt
Organism: Xenia sp. Carnegie-2017
Lineage: Eukaryota; Metazoa; Cnidaria; Anthozoa; Malacalcyonacea; Xeniidae
Product: nucleoporin p58/p45-like
Exons: 9
Coding region: 37-1251 (404 amino acids)
Biological process (GO): nucleocytoplasmic transport
Cellular component (GO): nuclear pore
Molecular function (GO): structural constituent of nuclear pore
Source: RefSeq, a predicted model, not a curated record
GCCGUGUGGAGAGGAAACUAGGUCGAGUACUUUAUCAUGGCGUCUGGUUGGGGAAAUUUUUCUUCUUUUCAAGUUAAUAAACCAUCACUUUCCUCUUCCAUAACAUCUUCUACAAGUACGACAACAUUAGGAGGAGUUCAUAAUGGAAAUGGGAGUGAAAAUUUGAAUCUAAAAGAUGAACAGUUACCAGAUGGGUUGAAUCAACUUGUCAUCCAGCUCAGGGACUAUAUAAAGAAACAAAAAGCAAUUAAAGAUGAAAUUGAGCGUCAGACCAUCAAAUCUUCAAUGAAAGUUCACGAUGAAACUGAUAAAUUAAGAAAGGAUGUUUCACUGGUUUCAAGUGUUAUUCAAAAAGAUGCAAGUGUUGUGGAAAGUAUUAAACAUGAAAUGAGUCAGGAGUUGAUCAACGCUGAAAUUGCUCAAUUAACGAGCACUACACCAGUUGCAUUUCAACAUGAAAAUCUUGCUCCACAAGAAUAUUUCAAGAGAUUAAUACAAUCAUUUGAAGAAAGAAUGUUCUUAUAUCGAAGACAGGUUGAAGAAGUUGAGAGUCAUCUAGCUUCUCUACAACAACCACAAACAAUCUCACCACAAGAAAUCUCUAUAAUGAUGAAAAAACUUCACAAAACAUUCAUAACUUUGGCAGCAAGAAUGCAUGCGACACAUGAAGUCGUAAAGGCUGAGAAAGAGCGAUACAUUGCUUAUCGUAAACGAGUAUUUGGUGACACGUCCGACAUUUUCCAACAAAAUGAUCUUAUUUCUAUACCACAAUCAUAUCUUUUGAAUGAUUUAUCGUUACGAUCGAACAUAGGACCUUCUCCUUUUGCUCACUGUAGCAGUUCAAAUAAAUCUUUAUUGGCCACUCCACUGCAAGCUGGAGUAUCGGUGCCUGGAAUGUCCAGCGGUUUUGGUUUAGGAAAUACGUCUUCCUUAAAUGGAAACACCUCAGCAUUUGGUGGUCUUUCUUUUGGUGCAAGCAAUCAAACACCAUUUGGUAAAACAACGACAGGCUUCGCUGCAACUGCCGGUGGUCUUGGUUCAUCUGGAUUUGGCACUUCAUCGACCUUUGGCUCUACGUCAGGUUUUGGUUUGACAAAUUCUGCACUUGGAAAGAGCAUCGGAUCUAGCGGUUUGGGGGGGUUGGGCACGAAUACUAUGACAGCAAACACUUUAAAUACAGGAUUUGGAAAUACGACAAAUUCUUUUCAAUUAAACAAACCUCCUCUAAGUAGUAAACGUGGUAAAAAAUAAAUUAAAAUAUUUAUUCUAUGGAUUAAAAUAAAGUCUUUUCUUACUAACCAUUCUUUUA